This is a messenger RNA of Diabrotica balteata, 2969 nucleotides long. Lineage: Eukaryota; Metazoa; Arthropoda; Insecta; Coleoptera; Chrysomelidae. The record is from the annotation of a GenBank genome assembly.
CAAAAAUAUCAAAUGUUAUUAAAAUUUAAAAUUAAAUUUUGAAAAUAUAUUGUUUUUAUGACAUAUAAAAAAUGUUGCGACAACAUAAUUUUAUUUUUAAGUAUAUUCCGGUAGUUCAAAUGAAAUGUUCUAGUAGGACACUCGGAUACAGGAACUUUUUUCGUUAUUUAAAAAUAGUAUCACCUAGUAGUAAUAAGUUACAAACACUUGCCUCAAGUAUCUCAGAAUACAAACAAGGACAGAAACAGUUAGAUCUAAAUGUAUUAACUGAUAUAUACAAAAACGUAAAUUUUGAAAGUAUAUCGAAUGAUGAAGGACAAGUUUUACUACAAUGUUGUGGGUCUCUAGCCAUAAAUUCAUCGCAGCAAGAAAGAAACAAACUGUGUCAACAUAUUUACGGAAACCUCGCCAAACAUAAUAAGCUGGAUGUAGAUGUGUACAAUACAUAUAUCGACAUUUGUACACAAAAUAAAACUUUAAUUAAUUUUAAACAGUUUUUAGAAAAUUUAAAAUGUGAACCUCAUAAAAAAACUUAUAUGUCGUUAUUUCAAAAUGUUUGUGAAUGUGGGGAUAUUAGUCAAGCGUUUCUCUUGUUAGAAAUGAUGAAGAGUGAGAAUAUACCAGUGGAUGAAGAAAUUUUUAACAAUUUGGUCUUAGUCCACACUUUAAAUGGAGGUAUAGAAGCUGCUGAGAAUGUUUUGGGAACUAUGAAAGCUGCGCAAGUGCUAGAAACUACACAAACCCAUUUAGCUAUUUUAAAAGGUGUAAUCAGGAAUAAGAAUCAUAGUGAUUUAGAAAUUUUUUUGGCUAAAUAUCAAGUUCGACUUGAUGAAGAUCAAUUACUCCUAAUACUGAAGGAGAUAGGAUUAAAUGGAGUCAUUAGUUGGUUGCCAGAGAUGAAUCCACUUUUUAAAGAUCUUUCCUUGACAAGAGACUUUAUUAACAACUUGAAAAAUAUUUGUGUUCACUUUGUACAUAUGAGCGAACCUUAUUCAGCAAUGAAAAUGUUUAACUACUUCCAACAAGAACCUGAGGAACACUGUGGAAUUUUUAUAUUGGAAGAAAUGUUGCACUCUAACAUAGAAUAUGAUGAAUGUUUAGCUGCUGUUAAAUUUUUCUGUGAUAACUACACGAACGAGUAUGUCUAUGAAAGAUUAACCGAAGUUGCUUUAAAAAACGGAUAUUACGACAUUGCUUGGAGACUUUUCGAGCAUUUACAAGCUUUAAGACCUCAUUUUUUCUGGCCCUUGUUCCUUAAUGCCAGAGAUGUCGAAGGAGAAGCAGGUAUCUUCAAAGUUUUAGACCAAGUAAAAAAGUUGGGUGUUCAGGUCGAUACGGACACUGUGGAGUAUUAUAUAUUGCCCUUUUGCAACCUCGAAGACGUAAAAUCCGUCGUGGAAAAGAUGAAAAAAGAAGGUUUUACUGUGGUGUCAGUUUUAGGUCCGUUAGUGCGUGUACUGUUGAGAAGGAAUAAAAUAAAAAAGGCUGCUGAAUUAUGUGAACACUACAAGGUUAAUAUCGGCGGUGACAAAUUAUUCCAUUUGAUUUGUACCUCAUGGCGAGCCACAAAAAGUCCCCUGUUAGUUACAGUACUAAAAAAAUAUUGUGAAUCGAAUAAUAACGACAAUGAUACAGUUGGAGAUUUUUUAGGCAAGUCGCUGUCAUCCUGCAAAAACAAAUACGAUUUUCAGGAUUUUUCCAAGACGUUAAAGGCCAUUUUUGAAGCCAAGUUAAAAAUAACAACUACAUCGGCAGAUCUUUUGCGAGAAAAACUUCAAGAACAAUUUGGAGAGAAGGAAAGUGAAUUAAGUGAACAAAUCUUAGACGGAAUUGAUAAAAUUUUGCAGUUGAAAUUAAAGACGGAGAAAAGUUAUAUUCCACAUCCGCGUGAAAUGUCAGUAGAAGAAUUAGAGUGCCACUUGGUUGAAUUAAUGGAGAAGGGCAUGGAAACCCGAGGAACUCUUCGAAAGCUAAUACAGAUGCACGUAAAUCUCGGUAACGUGACUAGAGUGGAAGAACUUCGGAAGCAAUUUUUAGCACACGGCUACGAAGAAUCCGUAGGAAUGAAGUCGUCGUUGAUGCAUAGUUUUGUAGUGAAUGGAAACACCAAAGCUGCUUUAGAUCUUUAUAACGAAAUUACAACUCUUCAUCCAAAUUUUAUAAUAGAUAAUUAUAAGUCGAUCGAUCUAGCCACGUUGUUAGUGAAAGAAGGUAGACUUACGGAGGCUAUAAGCUUAGUGGAGAGCAUUGGAUAUAGACCAGAAUUUAAACCUGCCUUAGUACAAAGAAAUUGUGUUUUGUUGUUAAAUUCGUUUAAAGAUCAAGCCAAACAAACUGAAAUGUUUGACUUAUUAAUAAAAAAGAAGUUAUGUGUAGUCAAUAAUAUUAUGCUUGGGCCACUAGUAAGGAUACUACUAGAAAGGGGUGAAUUGGAAGGGGCCGUAAGUACUUUCAUCACAUUCGCCGAAAAGCACAAAGUUACACCGCUACUGUUCGAAUUAAUAAGAGACAUAGCUUUGACCCAAAACGAAGAGUUACUACAGACAGUUUUAGACGUUUCAACCAAAGUCCACGGACCCGUAUCGACGCAAGUGAUGCUGAUAGCUGUGUUGGCCGAAAUUGGGGAAGAGAAAAUUUUAAAGAAAUUAUUUGCGACGACGCAAAUCCCAAUCCAAAAAGAGCUGAAGAAAAGGUGUGAGAGGUGGAUUAAAGAAGGCAAGGUGAAUGCCUUACUAACUUUAGCGAAUAGUUGUAAUAGAGUAUCCAAUGAUUUAGUUGAUAUUGAUUUCGUUUACCAGUGUAUAAUCAAAACGUUUGCCACUAACAAUGACUGUGCAGCCGCUGUUAAGUUUUAUGAAAGAUUAUUAGAUGAGGACGUUCCUGUUAAUAGGAAACUAGAACGAGAUUUAUACCAGUUCCUUAAACAGAAUAACUAUUCGGUGGUUAAUCCAAAAUAAACGAUAAUUUUA